UUGCUCUUCAGCUCCCUCCUCCCCUUCGUCAUCGCACCAGCUCAUUAAACUCACUUUGUCCCCUCUUUUGAACCCAAUUGCUGUUCCUACACUCCCACACACUUGUCGCGAACACUGCAAAGUCUGUCGCUCACCAGCAUUCUAUCUAGUUCAUCGUCGACGGUAACUGGAUCAUCAAUCAAUCAGCACCCAACGAGCCUGAUCUCGAGGGUAACGUCAAUAACUUCAUCACUCCCGAUCAACUUAACACCGAAACCCCUGGCGCCGCUGUACUCAACACUGUGACUCCUUCGUCUACAACCGCUGCGAUGGCUGCCGAACAACCCAUUGAGAACAAGCUCACCGAGCAGAAGACUCUGGAUGAUAAGCCUACCCAAGACGAGAAACUGCCUCUCGAGACCCCUUCUGACAUCCCUGGUGGCUUCCCCGCUACACCUGCCAACGAGCUCGACAACACCAUUGGCAUUAACCCUCUCCCCGCUUCUGAGGGUGCCGGAAACCCCAUCAAGCUAGAGCCUGGCGAGAAGAUUCCCGAAUCUAUCACCGCUCAAAGCACCGACAAAUACGUCAAGCUCGACAAGGAAUCAUACGAGAAGAGCGACGCUCUCCCUGGCAUUGAGACCGAGCUUCCCCCCGUAUCUUCCAAUACCAUUCCUGAAUCCAGCCUGCCCAUUAUCGGCGCACAGGAUGCUAUCAUUAACUCCGCUGCUCCCACAGCUACUACCGCCGGCCUCGCCGCCGAGGUCCCCCUCGAGUCCAACGGUUCUUUCGUCCCCGAGGUUGUGAGAGAGAGCCAGGAGAAGGUUGGCGCUGUUACUGAGGCCAGCACCGACCCUACGGAGGUCAAGGAAAAGACCAUGGUUGAGGAAGAGCUCAAGGGAACAGUGCCCGAGGCACCCGCUACUUCAGUAGGAACCGCUGGUGUUGGUACCGAGAAGUCCGAGAACACACCGGAUACUAGCCUCGCCGCUCUGGCUGCUACUGCCGGUGGUGCUGUGAUUGCUGCUGGUCUUGCUGCUAAGGAGACAGUGGAGGAGAAGGCUGGCCCUGCGCUCAACAGCGCUGCUGACGCCAUUACCGAUACUGCCAACAAAAACCUACCCGAUUCUGUCAAAGAGCAGCUUCCUGUUGCAGCCCAAGAGACCCUGGCCGCCAAGAACGAGGAGCAGAUUCGACAGGAAGUGUCCCCCGAGGUCCCCGUCGAGGUCAAGGAGUCCCUUGUCGAGGCCGGCAAGUCGCCCGAAGCUGCUGCUAAUACUGCCGCUGUUGAGGAUAAAAAGGAGGUCGAGACUGAGCUUCUCAAGGAGGUCAAGCCUGUCACCGGCAUUUAUGAUUCUGUUGUUGAGCAACCCAAAGAGGAACCAAAGCAGGUCUCCCCUGAGGUUCCUGUCGAGGUGAAGGACUCUAUUGCGGAGGCUGGCAAGAGUCCCGAAGCUGCUGCCAACACCGAGGCCGUCGAGGAAAAGAAGCUUGUUGAAGCUGAGCUUCUCAAGGAGGUUAAGCCUGCUGCGACCAUCGACGAGACCCCAAAGGUUGCUCCUGAAGUGCCCACCGAAGUCAAGGAGUCCAUCGUGGAGGCUGGCGAGCGCCCUGAGGCUGCUGCUAGCACAGAAGCUGUUGAGAACAAGAAGGAGGUCGAAGCUCAGCUUCUCAAAGAAGCCGAGCCUGUUCCUGCUGUUGACGAGGUCAAGCCUCAGAAGACUGAGUCUGCUGUUCCCGCUGUUGCUGCCCCUGUUACUGCUCCUCUUGAGACAAAGGCUGUGGAAGCCAAGCCUGAUGCUGAGCCUGUGACUAAGACCGAGGAGACCAAGUCCGAGGUUAAGACAGAAACCCCUGCUGUUGGUAAUGGCAGCUCAGCAACCGGUAACGGCACUACAGCAACUGGAAAUGGCGCCAAGGCUACAGAGACCAAGACCACAACACCAGCCAAUGGCAGCAGCUCAACAGCCAGUGGUGAGAAGAAGAAGAAGCACAACCGACUCAGCUCAAUCUUCAGCAAGAUCAAGCACAAGCUUUCCGACAAAUAGAUGAGAGAAAGAGGCAACUAAGCUAAUGUCGCAACGUUGUGGAGUCAGAUACGUCUCAUGGGUUUUUGUUUUCUUGCGGUUGGUGUCUUCGUUUAUCAAUGAUUCCCCUGAA
This is a messenger RNA of Fusarium redolens, 2139 nucleotides long. RefSeq lists its product as uncharacterized. The record is from RefSeq and is a predicted model, not a curated record. The coding region runs from base 309 to 2027 and encodes 572 amino acids. The transcript is spliced from 2 exons. NCBI's taxonomy places the organism in Eukaryota, Fungi, Ascomycota, Sordariomycetes, Hypocreales, Nectriaceae.